This is a messenger RNA of Xiphophorus couchianus (Monterrey platyfish), 1342 nucleotides long. RefSeq names its product insulin induced gene 2 (gene insig2). Lineage: Eukaryota; Metazoa; Chordata; Actinopteri; Cyprinodontiformes; Poeciliidae. Bases 225 to 965 code for a protein of 246 amino acids. Gene Ontology annotation, cellular component: SREBP-SCAP-Insig complex; endoplasmic reticulum. The record is from RefSeq and is a predicted model, not a curated record. The transcript has 7 exons. Gene Ontology annotation, biological process: SREBP signaling pathway; cholesterol biosynthetic process; SREBP-SCAP complex retention in endoplasmic reticulum.
GUCAUGGAUGUAGAGGCUGAUCAACCGGAAGUAAUCGGAGUGAAGAGCGAAGGAGAAAUCUUAAAAACUGGUGGUCUCAACCUUUUUGUUUGUUUUUGUAAGGACGUGAGUCUUUAUAAAAUCCCUAACAAUGUGCUGCGGCGGUGAGAGAUCUUCCGGUGCAGGAUAAGCCAGAUGAGGCUUCUGGACUCAGUCAUGGUGGAGAAAGAUAUUUCCUGUUCUGAAUGUGUGCAACACUGACUACGAUGAGCAACAGUGCAUUGACCAGUGACCAGCGGUCAGAAAGACAGCAUAAUAGCCGGGGACCCUAUGUGUCAUGUAUCACCAACAGAACCACCAACCUUUUAAUCCGAGGGGGAAUGCUGUUCUUUGUGGGAGUCUUCCUGGCUCUUGUGCUAAACCUUCUUCAGGUGCAGAGAAAUGUGACACUUUUCCCUCCAGAUGUCAUCAGUAGUAUCUUCUCAUCAGUCUGGUGGGUGCCACCCAGCUGUGGCAUUGCCUCAGCAUUCUGUGUUGUUUUGUCCUCCACAGCCAUGAUUGGAGUGCUGUAUCCCUGCAUCGACAGAAGACUUGGUGAACCUCACAAGUUCAAGCGGGAGUGGUCUAGUGUAAUGCGAUGUGUGGCUGUAUUUGUUGGUAUCAACCAUGCCAGUGCUAAAGUAGACUUUGCAAACAAUGUCCAGUUGUCUCUGACCCUAGCAGCACUCUCCAUUGGUUUGUGGUGGACGUUCGACCGCUCCCGCAGUGGCUUUGGUUUGGGAAUCAGCAUUGCCUUAUUGGCCACACUUACCACUCAGAUCCUGGUUUACAAUGGAGUGUUUCAGUAUACUAAUCCAGAUUUCCUCUACAUUCGCUCUUGGCUUCCCUGCAUCUUCUUUGCUGGAGUUAUUACAAUGGGAAACAUUGGUCGACAGCUUGCUUUGUAUGAAUACAAGUUCCUGCAAGAGAAGACCCAUCUGGACUGAGAUUUCUGUCUCAUCAAAAAUCUGAAAUGACAUGUAUUCAGCAUAUACCAGUUAGGAAAUGUUAAACAACCCAUGAACUCUUGACUGGCUGUGUUCUGCAGAUGAAGACAGUAUUUUUGAUUCGCUCUCUCCAGGUCUCUCUAAAACAUUUCUGCUUCCCUGGGAUGAAUUGGAUUAUAACAAGACUUUAUUUUUCCUUCUGUGUGGUGCAGUCUGUGCAUCUAACUGGAAGGGGAUUAUCUACAGAACAAUUCCUUUUUCACAUCACAGACUUUGGCUGGAUUGUGCCAAAACAAAAUGGGUUCCUUUUUCUUUAUUCUUUAUGUAUCAGUAACAAUCUUUGCAGUCUGUUUAAAAUAAAUCCUCAAACACAUGGA